Molecule: messenger RNA, 7964 nt
Organism: Megalops cyprinoides (Indo-Pacific tarpon)
Lineage: Eukaryota; Metazoa; Chordata; Actinopteri; Elopiformes; Megalopidae
Exons: 9
Coding region: 940-7578 (2212 amino acids)
Molecular function (GO): protein binding
Source: RefSeq, a predicted model, not a curated record
AGCUAGCUAGCUAAUUGAAUCGGGUCUUGGCUAGAUGGCAGUGAAUUUUUAAUUUUUAGUUAUAAAUCGCCUAACUUGUCACAAAUCUGGGAGAAAUCACCCUGGAAUCUGAUCAUCUUUUUUCGGAAUGUCAUGGAGGAAGCAGCCAGCGCAGGCCCCGAAUGGAAACAAUGAGUCGCACGGAUAGACGGGUAGAGCACCACAGAUCUCCGGUGACAGUGGUUACCCCGUAGGUCUAGGAAGCAAAUUGAAGGCGCUGAUCGCGGAGGUCUGAACACUGGCCCUGUGGUAUGAGAGGGUCUGCAUCUGUAGCAGGUGGAUGUGCAGGGCCCAACUUGAAGCCUACGAGCUCCGCACACUUGACAGAUUUAAAUGCUUAUAAUGAUGAAACUUGGAAAGCUAGCUACUGCCUAGCUUGCGAGCCAAGAACUCAUCACUGCCUCAGCUUGAAAUGAACGUUAGCUUGCUACAAGACUUUGACUAAGUUUAGCUUGCCAGGUAGCUAGCAAGAUAGCUAACACUGGUCUGGCACGGCAGGUAAAAUUUAAGGAGAAAGUUCCAGGUUCCCCUUACAAAUAGCUCGCUAGAUAGUUAGGGGUUCUCAUGUUAUUACUUUGGCUACACACCAAGAAAUAAGGAAUACAUGUCAUGGUCCAGGGAACAAUGUAAUAUGAAGCAGUGAUGUCGCUAAGGCGUGCUGGGUACUAUAGCUAGCGCUAGCUAGCAAAAUAAGACCGGAUCAGUUCACAUAACUACAUGCGUGUUUCUAAGAACAUUUCACCGCCGCAGUUAUGUGAUCUCAGAAGGACCAGAUUAUUUAAUCUAUUGUCUUUAGCUGUAUCUGGCAAUGAGAACCCUCUAUCUUUUUCGUCUGGCAAUGGAAUUAGCUGGCUAGGUUGCUACUAGUUACAGAGCCACAUCGUUGGUCACUGUAGCAAGAUGAAGGUGCAAACUGAUAGUAGUGUUAGAAUUGAAACUUGUAACCUAUCAGAGAUAUCUCUUCAUGACGCCGUAGAGCGUAAUGAAAUGACAAACAAAACAGAAAAACGUAAACAUUUACAAAACCCCGACUAUGUGUCCCAAGACGAACAGGAGGCGGGAUCGCAGCAGAAUCCUCUCACUUUACCACAGGAAUCAGUAUUUAGUAGUACUGAACUUAAUCUGACCACUGGGGAGCUCAGCAACGGGACAUUGUUGACCGCAACGCCAGGAAGUCCGAUUUCUGACUGUAAAGCUGAUAGUCGAGUAUUAGUAGAGGGGGAGCCUGAAAUAUCGGAGGACAGUCGGUCGUUGCCCGAGGAUUGCAAAUCUAGUGUUAUAAACGAUGAGGAUGACUUUAGCUACGAGCUGCAGCAAGCCUAUAGAAUAUUUCACGGAUUUCUGCUCGAAAAACACAAAAGUAUAACGGCUCCGUUCAUGAACCCUAUGAACGCGGAGGAGCAUGGUGACAGUGACCGACUACAGGAACCAAUGUGGUUCAGGAGGAUGGAGGAGAAGUUCGUUAACAAGGAGUAUGAGACUAUCACGGAGUUUGUGGCCGACUUCAGGCAGAUGCUGGAGAACUGUUACAGGAUCCACGGUGUCGACCACUGGAUCUCGAAACAGGCUCAAAAAUUGGAAAUUAUGCUGGAGCAGAAGUUGACACUGCUGUCUAGAACCUUACGGGAGAAGACUUCACUGGCUGUCACCUCAAAGGGUCGCUUUGGGACUGAAGAGGACAAAGGAUUUGGGAGCACCUCCACGAGGCGGCGGUCUGUGCCCCGUAGCCUGGCCACUAUAACAAUGGGGGCCAGCGAAUCUCUGAUGGUGCAGGCCCUUAGGCUGGAAGAGCAGCAGAGAGCCAAAGAGGAGAAGAGGCAACGCGAACAGGAGAAGAAAGAAGCAGAGGAAGCCUCUGCGAAAGAGCUGGAGGAGUGGGAGCAGGGACUGCUGGCCCAGGCCUCGCCCUGGUCCAUAGGUACCGUGUGGGAGCUACCGGCGAUUGGCCACUUCCUGUGCCUGGCCCAGACGGUGCUCAAUCUGCCAGAGAUUGUGUUCUUUGAGCUGGAGCGCUGCUUGCUCAUGCCCCGCUGCAGCACUUUCCUGGCCAAGGUGAUGACUUCGCUGCUGUGCCAUCCCCAGAGACGAGCCACCCUGCACCGGCGCCCCACCCUGACAUACCGCCGCUGGGAGGCGGCUCUCCGGCAGAAGGUGCUGGGCUGGUACCAGGCCAUGGCCCGGGCUGAGGACACAGCAGCUUGCGCAGAGCAGCUGGGCCUCUGCCCUCAGUUCUUCCGCACUCUGGGGGAAGUGAGCCCCCUAGAGGAGCGGCCCUUCCACCUUUUGCCGUUUAACCAGCGCGUCUGGCUGCUCAAGGGCCUGUGCGACUAUGUGUAUGAGAACCAGAAGGAGGUGCAGGACGCGGUGUUGGCCCAGCCUAUCCACGAGUGCAGGGAGUCCAUCCUGGGGUACGACGGGCAUGACAAUGCCUACAUCCACUUCCCCCACUUCUGCGGGGCGGACUUGCGCAUCUACUGCCAAAGUCCCUGCUCCUCCCCCGAGUUCCCCUUCCCAUCCAUUCGGGUGAAGAGGCAGGAGUUGAAGGAAACGGCUGAGGGAUGUUUGGAGACCAAGGGACAUGAGGGUUCCACAGGGACAGGGCAGCAGGGCGUAAAAGAAGAGGCUGACAGCUGCAGCGCAGAGCAAAAAGAGGAGGACUGCAGCUCGUCACGCGUGUGGGGACUGAUGGAGGGCUCGGGAGGAGGGGAGGGGGACACGCCUGUGAAAGUUAAAGCUGAACCUGACCAAAAAGGACAUAUCAGCCUGCACCAUCCAUGUAAGGAAGAUGGCAGCACUUCCAGCACGAGUAGCGUUAAGGAAGAACCCAUGGAAGUGCAGAGCAGCCCUGACGUGAAAAAGGAAGGGUGUUUAGGGCACGUCAAGGCAGAGUCCUGUGAAUCGCGGCUUCAGGUUGGAGAAGGAGAAAAGAGCAAUAAGAGGACAUCGCCCAUGAAUCCGGGGGAAACGUCGAGUGGCGUGGUUCCACUGAGCCCCGGGCAGAUCCGCGUGGUGUCUACCGGGACGUCCGCCGAGGCCCAGGAGCCUUGCCCGGCAUGCAGCAGUAACGCAAACCCAAAGCAGGAGCAUCACCGCUACUGCCCCAUGGCACCUCGACCCACAGCGGCCGCCCCCGACCAUUCGCCCCACAAGAGCCCGACCGAGGGGAAGGCCUGCUGCUUGCACCCUAAGAAAAAGAAAAGAAAGAAAAAGAAAGUGAAAGAGCUUGGGACUAAAGAGGGCCAGGGCAAACCAGGAGGGACGCGGCUUAACCUGGCCAAAGCCUUCAAAAACAACCUUCUGAAAGCAGCCACCACGGAAAAAAAGAAGGGCAAGAGGAAGAAGAGGAAAUUGGGCAAAAAGUUUGAGUCCAAAAAGGUUGGAGCAAAGAAGAGAAAAGCUGGCCCCAAACUCCCUGCUGAACCUACAUUUCAGCUCGUGUGUACCAGUCUAGAGGAGCUGAGAGAGCUGAUCAGCAAAACAGAGGAUGAGCUGGACGAGCUGGAAAGCACCAGAAAGAAAUCGGGGCGAUGGUACUUCAGGAGAGAAGCAGUAAAAGAUCUACACAUUACUCUUAUCAGACUGCUCAAUGAGCUCUCUCCCUGGGAGCCCAAACUUGUCAAGGCCUUCCAGAGGAACAGGGCCCGGUUAAAAAAGGAUUUUGAUGAUUUCAAGAAGCAUCCUGACUACAACAACUUUGUCAGAGAGGAGUGGACUGGGGAGGAGGGGGAUGGAGGCCUGGGCAAGGACAGCCAUUCAUCCACUGACAGCAUCAAGCCAGCUGAUGGGGAAGACAAACAGGACCAGGCAGCCAAGAAGGACACAGUUACAGCAGAUGAUGCUAAGCAGCAAGGAGUGGAGAUAUUAGGGAGGACCCGUUCAGCUAGACGGGAAAGCAUCGCCUCCGACGAGCAGAAACCAGCUUUGAGGAACUCUAAGAGGAGACAGAGUGGAAGCACAGAUGAAGAGCUGACCCCUCGGAAGAAAAACAAGAGCACUGCUGAGGAACAGACGUCACCAGCAGCGCAAACAGAGGCUAGACCCAGGGAGCCAAAUGCCGCCGCACAGAACGUAGUCACAGAAACCUCCAGGGUUACGACACCAAUGGCUGUUUUCCACAAGGGCUCCACGCCCAUACAGGCCUUGCUAGCCAGGAGUGUCGGGAACAAAGUGACCUUAAUCAGUCAGCCCGCUGCAGCUGCGAUGACGGCCAGCCAGAUGCAAAACAAGCCAGCCGUCUCCACGCAAACAACUAAAGUGUUGGUGAGCCCGACACAGGCACCGCAACCGGUACCCACACCAAAGAGUCCUGCUCAGGCUGCCCACGCUGUGCCCGGGGGCUUGGACCUACUCAGGAAGAACAGCAACAGUCCAGUAAAGAUUGCGGUGCAGCCGGUCCUUGAUCAGAAGACAGGGGAGAAGAUCUUGCAACAGGUGGUCAUCCUGCCUUCUAACCUGCUUAUCCAGAGGCAGCUGGAGAAGGACCCCCGGAAGUCCCAGCAGCAGAAGAUCCCUGUCCCUGUCUCCAAAGUAACGGUUCCACUGCCCAGCUCUCCUAAUUUCACUAGGGCUGACGAUGUUAAUAAAAUUCCCAUACAGCCAGUGGCUCCACUGACCGAGGCCUACAGCAGGAGCGUCUCGACUAGCACCAUUUCUUCCAGUUUACCGACGGCUGUAACGUCCACUUACAUGGGUGCCUCUGUCUCCAAAAUCUGUACCACUCAGAAUGUAAGCACUAAUAAAUCCGCUGUCACCGGUGACACCUCUACAAAUCCCAGCAAACCUCCCGAUGCCAAGCAAGAACUGAAGACCGUGUGCAUCAGGGACUCACAGUCAAUCCUUGUCACGACUAGAGGGGGCAACACAGGUGUGGUAAAGGUUCAGACUUCUGACCAAAAUGUCCCCGGUGCUUCGCCUCCUAGCCCUGUCAUCGCCAUUUCCCCACAGUUUCAAGCCUUCCUGGUGUCCAAGUCCUCUUCUCCCACAGCUUCCACUCCCCCAGCACUGUCUAGCACAGCCACAACUGUGUCGCCACCAACAUUCAGCAGACCUGCUCCCUUUGUUAGCCUGUCCCAGGCUCCCUCUACCAUUCCCAUUCCAAUCAGUGCAGGUCAGGCAGGAGGGACUAUUGUGAAUUUUGCCUUAACCCAGUCCCAUAAUGUUUCUAUUCCCACUUCGUUAACCGCUAACAAAUUUAAUACGUCUGCAAAAUCAUCAGUUGUCACCAAUCCAGCAUUGCCAGCAACUCCUCAUAGUAAUGUCAAUGUAACCACUUCCUGCGGAAAAAGUGGCAUGAUAAUCACUCCAGCAUCUUUGGUGCAGUACAGCACCAAACCACCAGUGAAAAGGGCUCAACCAGAGGAGAGACUGGCUGACAGGCUUCCCUUCCAGAAGGUCAUCCUCGUAACUCCGCCGUCAAGCAUUGCGCCUCCCGUAGCAACAUCCAAAGUUGCUUCCCCCGCUGCUUCCUCUGCCAUGCCGGCGCCAAGGCUGAUGCUGAUAAGUCAGGCACCUGUCUCUGUUGACCACUCUACAGUUAGCAUUCCAAAACAGGCAUUGUCUACUGACACCGUGGCAACUUCCCUGACGUCGACCUCUCAAGUCGUAGAUGUGAAAGUUGGACUUAAUGUUAGUCAAGUCAUCAGCAACAGUCCUGCCAGCACCUUGCAGAAGGUUCAGACAAUCGGGCUACUGCCAGAUUUAUCUACCAGGUUAUCAGCUGAGGCCUUGAACCCUGGCAAGCAAGUCAGUCUGUCUUCACCAGAAUUGGCAGCAAAAAGCACAUGUGUAACUGUGUCCAGGGCAGGACUUGCUGCAAGUACAUCAAGUGGUCUGAUUCUUGCUCAGACUUCUAGUGCUCUCACUGGAAUGACUCUGUCAACUGCAAAAAGUACAGGUUCAGCUAAGAGCAAUGAGUCUCCUGAUGGGAAAACCAUUGGAUUCUCUACUAUCAAAACCGGACAUUUUGCAUCCUCAGCUCUUUUAACAGCUUCUCAACAUCAUAGUGUCUCAUCAUCUAGUGCCUCUCUGGUGCCUGGUGUGGGUGAUGCAAAAAUAAGGCCAGCAGGAGGCAGUUCUCCGAAGGCCAUUGCGACUACUUCUGCAAGCAGUCUCAUUAGCAAAGACCUAGCUUUAAUGAACACCGCUGCUGCUGGGUCACCAACAGCAGGUCUUGUCCUCAAUAAACCAAGAUUUCCAGCACCGCUCAACACAAAAUCCUUUGCCUUCAAAGUAACCCCUCCUGCUUCACAGUCUCAGGCCGGAAACACCCCCACCCCUACCCAGAUGGUUAGCACCCCGGUCUCUGCUCCUCGACCUGCACUCCAGACUGUUAUUGGUUCCCCAAAUGAACCUGCUACUACCGUGCAACAAAGGAUUGUGAUCAACACUUCCGCCCCCCUUGCUCCUGGAACCCACAUCAUAAUCAACAACACCAGAUUCAUCGUUCCUGCUCAAGGUCUUGGGCCUGGGAGCCAUGUGCUGCUCAUAUCCAGCCCUGUCGUGCCUCUGGCUCAAGGGGCAAACCCCCCACCUGCUGUCCAGAAAAGCGCAGUUGCGUCCAGUGCACCAGCUCCUGCUCUGUCAGUCACACCAAGCCCAAGAAAGGCAACACCGACUGCACCACCCCAGCAAACCACAUAUCGACCCCCACCACCAUCCGCUGUGACAGUAACCCCCUCACCUGCUGCUCCUGUUCCUGUCCCUCACCAGGUUACUACUGUAGGGAGGAGUACUGUGAAAACUCCACUAUCAACUAGUAGCACCACUUCAGUUGCACAUGUUUCCCAGUUACUAGCAGCUGCACCCACUUCCCAUCUGGGCCUGCCAAGUCCCAUGAGAACUACCACAAGAUUGUCUGCUGAAGGGAAGGGCUUGCCAGUUCCUCCAUUGCAAGUUAUAGGUAACCAUACAAAGGAGUCUGUGAUUCCUGCCCAGUCAACAGGAGGUUCACAGAAUAACACUAUACCAGCACCUUUAUUCACGGGACUUGGAAACGCAUUACCCAAGGCACAGCUUACAUCAGCCUUGCAGCCAGUGGGAAAUGUCAUCUCCAGACCACAGGUGUUUCCUGCAGCCACUGCGCCUCCAAUAGGAAGCACGGUCUCUAGGAUGCAGUCUCUGCCUGUUGCAACAGUGCCACCUACAGGGAGUGCGUUCACAUGGAGACAGACAUCCCCUAUGGCUAUUCCACCCUCCACUAGCAGUGUCAUAAUGGCACCUGGCCAGCCAGCCAAGAUGGUGAGAUCAGAAUCAGUGAGCAUGGCACAAGCUUCCACCAGUCCUUCACAGACUCUGAGAAAGCAGGUUACUGCCCCAGUCGUAUUGGCAAGCUCCUCAUCAAAUAAAAUUCUAGUGAGUCCAGAUGGCGCCAUUUUAAAUGCCAUCAAAAGCCCCGCCCUCUCCGGUUUGCCACCAAUGUCUAAGGCUUUGACCACGGUGGUGGUAACAGUGAACUCGAAUACAGGCAAGGUGUUGUCCACGUUAAAGAGUGACGAUGCCCUGACACCAUCACAAGGAGAAAAAGGAGGACCUAGUAACUGAGACAGAAAGCCAGUACUUUUGGGACAUGCCAGAUGAAAGUCAGAUUCCAACUGCUUUUUAUCCCGUAACAGGAUUCUGUACAGCAAGUAGUUGUAUGUGACAACCAUUCUUUCACUUUAGGGUUUUUUUUUUUGAGAAACUGAAGCUUGAAUUACAUGUUUUUAACCUUAGACAUAUUACAGGACAGUACUGAUGGACACCAACAUGGAAGAGAUCCCCUGUAGCUUCUAGCUCAAUUGCUGAAACUGUUUGCUAAUAUAUUCAACAGAUGUGUGGGAUUUAUUUACUUGAUGUGUUUUUUGUAUUUCCUAAAGAAAACCAUUUGGAGAUCCCAAUGGGAUGUAUUUUGGAGGGAACUUGUCACAAUAAAAGAUGAAUUCAAUUGU